Messenger RNA from Bolinopsis microptera, 1154 nucleotides. RefSeq names its product GTP cyclohydrolase 1-like. Gene Ontology annotation, biological process: tetrahydrobiopterin biosynthetic process; tetrahydrofolate biosynthetic process. The coding region runs from base 1 to 729 and encodes 242 amino acids. The transcript is spliced from 7 exons. Gene Ontology annotation, molecular function: zinc ion binding; GTP binding; GTP cyclohydrolase I activity. NCBI's taxonomy places the organism in Eukaryota, Metazoa, Ctenophora, Tentaculata, Lobata, Bolinopsidae. Gene Ontology annotation, cellular component: cytoplasm. The record is from RefSeq and is a predicted model, not a curated record.
AUGGCGGACUCUCUAGACGAUAUAUCAGUGAAUCUCAGUACCACCAGCAUCAGUUCAGAUGAAGUAUCAGGAGUGUCUAAGAUUAAUGGAGAUGGGAGGGUGUUGUGGCGAUCUGACAGUCUUAUAGAGGGGUAUGUUGGCGGCAACACCAAACCAAUGUCAAAUGAGGUACGAAGAGCUAGGUUAGAAGAGGCGUUCAGAACUAUAAUAGAGUGUGUGGGAGAGGAUCCAAACAGGGGUGGGCUAAAAGAUACUCCAUCUAGAGCUGCCAAGAGCAUCCUCUUUCUUACCAAAGGUUACGAGGAGAAUCUAGACAUGGUGGUGAAGAACGCUAAGUUUGAGGAGGACUAUAUGGAGAUGGUUACUGUUAGGGAUAUUGAGUUCCACUCCCUCUGCGAACAUCAUCUCAUCCCUUUCUAUGGAAAGAUACACAUAGGUUACAUUCCUACUGGCAAAGUUCUGGGUCUCAGUAAACUUGCUAGGAUCGCUGAAAUGUACACUCGUAGAUUCCAGAACCAGGAACGAAUAACGAAGCAGAUAGCUAAUGCAGUGGUGGACGCUAUUAGACCCUCCGGUGUAGGGGUUAUCAUAGAGGGUAGUCACAUGUGCAUGUCCAUGAGAGGGGUACAGAAGUCAGGAGCGGAGACAUUGACCAGCACAAUGUUGGGAACAUUCCUGGACGAUCCCCGGACGAGAGACGAGUUUUUAAGAAUCUGCACCCGUAGGUAGAAACAAGAUGUAAUGCUUCCGAGUGGCUUUGAUACAUGUUGCAAGCCUCUUAUCACAGUAAUGAGGUAUACAAGGCGCGCGAAAUGAGGUAUACAACGUGUAUCAACAGUAGCAGACUCCGUGCGUGCCCGUUUCCUCGUAGAAUUCAAUACUGGAUGAGGAUUGAGGGGCGCGGAUAACGUCUAGGAGAGAAGGAAGUUUCUGAUUCUGAAUGUAGUUCCAAAUUAUAAGCAGUCGAUGACUUGACAAUUAAACUUCAUGUCGCACAACUGAAACUAGGUUAUCAGAUUUAGUAUUAUUUUUAUUUUUAUUUCAGUGCCGGUUGAUCCAAGUACAUUUUGUAGAUCAUAAUAUGUACAAGCUGUUUUUAAUUCAGGAUUUUAUUUCUGUCCUCAGCUUUAAGGGGUCGUUCACAUAUUACGUAA